This is a messenger RNA of Physella acuta, 8730 nucleotides long. RefSeq names its product roundabout homolog 1. Gene Ontology annotation, cellular component: plasma membrane; axon. The record is from RefSeq and is a predicted model, not a curated record. Lineage: Eukaryota; Metazoa; Mollusca; Gastropoda; Physidae. Gene Ontology annotation, molecular function: protein binding. Gene Ontology annotation, biological process: cell-cell adhesion; axon guidance.
AGGUUCGGAUCUAAGUCAGACGAACAGAACUGAAACGUUAAAUCAAGUGGAUGUGUGACAGUUGGGAACAUUCGUGGAUUAACGUUGUGUGUGUUUAACUUGUGGUAGUACAGAACUUUUGUUCAACUUUUUUAUGGAUUAGGUCUUUAUCCAUUUGGAUUUCAUGGAUUAAAUACUGAAAUAUUCUGGAUUAAAAAUUCGUUUGGAUUAAAACAAUUGUUUUGUGCCCUGUCGAGAACGAUUGGAUUAUUUGUGUGUGUAGUGCUAUUUGCAAAACUUUUGGAUUAUAUAGCAAACACUUACAGCUAACCGGUUUAUCUCUCUCUCUCUUCGGAUUAUCAUCUCAAUCCACCAAUGAGAGCCGAGCAUGAAGCAUGACGAGGUCAUCUCCUUGGAUACGACCUCUCGGGAGGGGGAGAAAUGGCUUUAUCUUACUUUGGAUCUUACUAGCUGUGUGCUGCCUAGCUGAGGAAGAGAAUCCGAGGAUCGUUGAGCACCCAACUGACCACUACGUUGCCAGGAACGAGCCGGCCAAGCUCCUGUGUAAGGCCGAGGGUGACCCGACACCUGAGAUCACGUGGUACAGAAAUGGACAGAAAGUGACCACCAAUAAAGAUGACCCUUCGGCACACAGACUUCUGCUCGACAAUGGAAACCAACUCUUCUUUCUGCGGAUCAUUCAUUCCAAGACCCUCAAACCGGAUGUCGGUACCUACUACUGCAACGCCACCAACAUUCACGGCAGUGCCAUCAGCCGCAACGCCACCCUUCAGAUUGCCGUGCUGAGGGAGGACUUUCGGGAAAGCCCGCAACCCGUGACGGUGGCGGCGGGCGAGACGGCGGUGUUCAGGUGCGUCCCGCCCCGGGGGGAGCCCGAGCCCAAGGUCAUGUGGCACAAGGACAACGCCCUGCUGAGCCAGGACAGCCGGGUGAUGACCAGCCAGGAGGGCAGCCUGACCAUCACGUCGGUCAAGGUCAGCGACGCCGGCAAGUACACGUGCAUCGCCAUCAACCCCGGGGGUGAGAAGGAGAGCGGCCCGGCCCUGCUGACAGUGCUGGAGAAACCCACAUUCCGCGAGAUGCCGGACGACAUGCAGGCAAAUGUCAACGACACGGUCGAGCUCAAAUGCCGGUCGUCUGGGGACCCGGCCCCAACCAUCGUGUGGAAGCGAGAACAGGGCCGUAUCCCCCACGGGAGGGCGAGGACGCUGGAGGACGGUACGCUGAGGAUCGAGAAGGUGCAAGUCGCUGACGACGGCGUCUACGUGUGCGUGGCUGAGAACACCGCCGGCACCGUGGAGGCGGUCGGGAGAUUGUCAGUACAAACCCAUCCAUCGUUUCUGAUAUCACCGAAAGAUUUGAAAGUGGGCCGGGGUAGGACCGCCAUAAUGCAGUGUGUGGUGACGGGCAACCCACCGCCCACUGUCUUCUGGAGCAAGGGCAAAGACCCGCAACUCUUUUUCCCGAACCAAGGUCACGGUCACCUGUCGGUAACAGACGAUGGCACCCUGAGGAUAGAGAGCGUGGACUUCCGUGACGAGGGGGUGUACCAGUGCCAGGCACUCAAUGCCCUGGCCAACUCUAAAGUCUCAGCGACCUUGACUGUCAUAGACCAAGACAUUCGCCUGCCCCCAGUUAUUGUAGUUGGCCCCAAGAACCAAACCCUGGAGGCCAAGGACGUGGCCAUGUUGUCGUGUCAAGGUGAAGGUCAGCCACCCCCAGCCAUCAGGUGGUUCAAAGAUGGGAAGGCCCUGCCUUACAACGACCCCCACUACAUGUUCUUGCCCUCUGGGACCUUACAGAUCUCUGAUCUUAAGCUGGCUGAUUCUGGAGUCUACAUGUGUAAGGCUAUUAGUGAGACUGGUGAGACAGGCUGGGCUGCUUCACUUACAGUUGCUAAGCAAGGCACCUACAUCAUCAAAGAACAGUACCAGAGUGCGCUGCCUGCUGCACCAUCAAAGCUGCGGGUCUCGGAUGUGGCCGACACGUCAGUCCACCUGACCUGGAUAAGCCAGGAAUUGGGACAAUCACCUAUUACUGGAUACGUUGUGGAAUACUUUAGCCCACAGACGCCGCAGGGGUGGCAGUUAGCCUCUGACACUGUCUCCAGGGAAGGCUACACAGUGAAAGAUUUGCUACCGGCUACCAGCUAUGUCUUCCUGGUCCGAGCCAAAAAUUCCGCCGGACUCAGCCCACCUAGUCCAGUGUCUGAUUUUAUAACCACAAGAGAAAAACGCCGGACAUUUGCGGUCAACAUGCCCAGGGAGGAGAUUGUGAAGGAGCUGGGAGCUCUAAAUAUAGACAUGAUCUCAGCAGAGCCUAUCAAUGCCAGCGCCAUCAGGAUCAAGUGGGAGGUUGGUACAAGCUUAGCCGCCAUCGAGGGUUACAUCAUCAAUUAUACGCUAGUCCUUGAACUUGACCCAGUGAAGUACGGCCAGAGCAGCAUCAUAAAGAUAACUGACCCGUACCAGUUCAGGUCUUUCAUCACUGACCUGAGCCCGUACUCCAUGUACCAGGUGUGUGUGAGGGCGUAUGCCAGGGAUGUGACUAGCAGGUGUUCUAAGUCUAUGAAGGUGGCAACCAAGGAGUCAAUCCCUACAGCGCCACCUGAGAACAUUGUGAUCCACAAAGAGGGUGACUCCAUCCACGUCAGAUGGUCACCUCCACCCAGACAACACCAGAAUGGUGACAUCAAGGGCUAUGAUAUCUACUGCAUGUCUGAGGAACACAACAACAACUGCAGCACAGUGGCGUCUGGCAGUGACAGCAGUGUGGUCAUCAAGAAAGUGGACAUGGACGGCUCCUUCAGGAUCAAGUUGGCUGCUAGAACAAACAAGGGCCGGGGCACAUGGAGCAAAGAUUUCGUCUUGGGCCCAGAGCAGACGACGAUAAUCGGCGAGCCGUGGUUCGUGUGGAUGUUGGUGGGGACCAUAGGCGGGACCCUGUGGUUGGCCCUGUGUGUCUUCAGCAUCUGGUUGUGUCGGAGGAGGAAGAGAAACAAGAAGAAGAAGAUGGCACAGAACGGGAUGUACAGUGCUGUGCCAGUCCACAAGUCAGACGAGUCGGCCAGGUCAGGGGCAGUAGUGACCAGGGAGGAUGUCAUGUACUCACACAAAGACGGCAACAUACAUGCUGCAUAUGGUGGCCUGCAGUCUGACUUGGCCAGUCUGUUGGAGUGUGGCCACAAGGAUGGCCUGGAUGGCAGCCAGGUUUACAGUUCGGCCACCUCUAUGCCACAGCUUAAAACCUUCUACCAACGGCCUGGGGCACCAUCCUCUGUUGCCCCUUAUGCUACCACCACCUUGAUUAACAAGGGAGGCAACUCGGCCUCAAGACCUAGCCAGACUAGUGCCGCAGAUUCAGGGUUUAGGCCUAUCAAUCACGCCUAUGUCCACUCUAGCGCCAGUGGGUCAGGGGACAGUUGUCAGAAACCUGACAUGCGCUCUAGCGACUCCAACACGGACAACUCUCGGCCCAACACAGGUCACUAUUCCUAUGCUGCUGGCUGUCCCCAUGAGCACUGUGAGGGUUUGGUCAGUCCAGGUAGUGACAGUGGUAGCUUGACCACAGAUGAGAAUGGAAUGCCAGUCAAGCGGAACAAGUACACAAAAAUCGGAGCAGGAAGCUGCGCCAGCUGUGGCCAAGGGAAGCAACCCAUGGUCAACUGGGCAGAGCUGCUCCCCCCACCACCUGAGCACCCUCCUCCCAGUGAGCUCGGCUCCCCGGCUGACCACUCUGGUGAAUGCACGCUCCACCGUCACAACAGCAACAUCGCUGAGACCAGGUUCAUGGACAACAGAAGCCCGAUAUCUCCAGUCUCCAAGAUAUCGUCCUGUUCCUGUCCUGUUCCGCAUGACCGAAUGGUCCCCCUACUGCGCCCCAAUAUACCAUACUCUGAGUUAGAUUACCCCACCCACCCAGGCUCCGCCCAUGCUCGUUACCACAGCGACAUGGCAGGGUACCAAGACGGCAGCGGGGGCAGUGCAGGAGGGGGGAGCGGGGGUAGCAACUACAACUCGGACAGGCCCUACUCACCCAAGCAGUUGAACACCAUGCGCACUCAAACGGACAUGCACAGGUGCCAGUCACCUCGCUCCUGCCACAACUGCGGCAGCAGCCUGCCUCAGUCUACAGGGCCGGCGCCAUCUUCAUCCUCCUCAUCCUCAUCGUACAACCCCCACAUCCACCACCACCACCCGCACCACCCCGACGCUUUUGUGACUAUAAACCAGCGUCCUCCGUGCAUGGGUGACCUCGCUGACCAGAGGGGCGGUGUCUAUCCGCAAGUAGCAGGGUACCCCCAGGGGCAGGUCUCAGCACCAUUCUCACAGACGGGUGCCGGACAGUGUCCAUACAACCCCAACUACCCGUACCCUCCCGCGGCGCUGCACGGGUACCGGAUCCCACCCAUUGAGUCCAAUGACCAGCGGAAUUCAAGUGACCUUGAGCAAGUUCAAGGUCGAAUGUACCCACCUGGGCAUGACGGCCCUCACAUGGACAGGGCUUGUCAGUCCUCACUGCCCAGUCUGGGCGCUGGCUAUGGCAGAAGGCCGGAGUCACCGACAUCUGAAGGAGUCCCUGACUACGCAGGAGAGUCAGACAUGGAUGUCCACCGGGCAACUGACUGCCACACACCUGACUCCAGCGUCAACGGGGACGGCAGUCUCUCAGGCUCCAUGUUAACAGGGUGGCCAAGUCAGACAGACUCUGACGAGGUCAGUCACGACGAGGUCAGUCACGACGAGGUUGACUUUCAUGAACAAAUUGAUGACAUCAGUAGCUCAUCUGACUCCUCCUUUCUGGCAGAUACUGAUUUUGCCUCGGCCGUGGCCAGGGCAGCUGAGUUGUCCGGCAUGACCGUGGUGGGGACGACAGUCUCUGACCCUAAAAAUAGCAAUAACAAGAAGUACAGAAAACAUCGAGCCCCUCCCCGGGCACAAAGCCCCUACAGUACAGACAGCAACAUGAGUGCUGUCGUCCACAAACCCUACCCCAAGUCAGAGAGGAAAAAACAGCUGAUGGAGCAGGGUGAGUCAAGAAAAUAUGGACAACGAAAAGAUGGAGGCAUGCAAGAUUUAGAGAUAGAGGAAGGCGAGCUUGACCUGCCUGCCUACCACAGACCCUUCUACCCCACCCUCCCUCUUUACCACAAUAACGGUAUGAUCCGGUCAGGGCACGCAGGUGACCACAGAGCACCUAUGCUACAUUUUGAGAUAGGGAAAGAGGUGUAUGCUAGCCCCACUUUCUCCACCCCCCAACCUUCCACCCCUACUAGAUCAGUGGCCUCGGCCGCUACCCUAAGCUCAACAGAUAUCCCAAUAAUAUGAACACAUAGGAAAAUCAACACAAAACAAUGAGACAAAGCAACUCAGGGCCAGCUACUCUGAUCUCAUGCUAUCCAAGGGAAAAAAAAACUCAGCAAUUUCAACGGGUUUUUAAAAAAAAGGGCUCUUAAGAAAACUGGAUUUGUAGUUUCCUAAACUCAAAUACUUCUGUUUCAAAUUUGUCAGUAGAGAUUCAGAGAUGGAAUAUCACUAAUCGGCUUUCAGUUGACAUAAUCACAGAAUAAAACUGGGAAAUUCAAUAAUUCAGUCAAAUUCAACCACAGAAUGAGGCAGGGUGAGUGAAUUGUGAAUUCUGAUAUGGAUGUGAAUUCCUCAUAAGAAAUGAAUGGAUUGUUUUUAAGAGAACAUUAUGCAUAAGUAUGUGUGUGUGUAGACAAUGAACUAGUGAACUUUCUGGCCAAAUUUCUGCAGCCAAAAUUUAAAAACAAACUAAACAGGAUUUGGCCAUGCAAGGGAAGUCACUGGGUGUUUAAUCUGAAAGAUCAGUCAGCUGGGUUCUAUACACAAGAGAGACAACUCUAAUUAUCAACACUUGCAAUAUUUUUAUGUGAUAUAAACAAAUUAAUUAUUCACUAUUGAAUUUAUAUGAUGUAAAAUGAUAUUUUUAAAAAUUGAAUUUAUAUGCUGUAAAUUGCGUUGGUUUCUUUUAAUGAAUACAUUGUGUUAGUUUACAUAUAAACUGGAGCUUGUGAGUCAAUGAGUGUAUGUGCGAGAGGUAACUCACAAAAAAAAAUGUUUCUUCUUCGUGUAUUAUCAUUAAAAAACUGGAAUACAUAUAUAUAACCACCCUUGUUAAGUUUUGUUAACAUGUUGGAAGAAAGAGGACAUUUUUGUUAACUUCCAUUUUUAUUUUCAUUUCAUUCCUCCAUGAAAUAUGAAUAUGUCAUUGUCAUGCAAAAACAACCUCCACUAUACUAUGCCACUUGUAUAAUCAUGGUAAAUAUAUAAGUUUUGUUUUUGGUAGUUCUAGUUCCAUGUUUUUAUACAACCCUUUCAAUCAAUGAUGUCUUUAACUCCAGUUUUUAUUUUAUUUUUUUUUAUUUUUAAAAGCAAAGCUGGUGGUGAAAGACUUAGAACAUGUUACAUGAAGUUUCGAACCAACAAACUACUUCACUUGUGUGUUUUUAUUGUUUUGUUGUUUCCCAUAGCAACCUACAUAAUAUGCAUGGAACUGUCAGAACACACGGGCAGUGAUAUUAUUUUUCAUGGAUAAUUCAGAGGUGUUAAUUAAAUAUGUUUCUGAUAUUUUAAUAAAGUCCUCUAUUACCGUAGAUGUGGCUGAGUUUGAAUAUAGUUUUUAUUAUGCAGUUUAUGAAAUUUCAGCUAAUAAUAGAUAUUUUCUCUCCUAGAAAAGUUGUAAAUAUCUUAAAAUAAAGAGAACUGGUAAAAAGGGACAUAACUGUGUUUGUACUUACUUGAGUAUUUUUAAUACUUAAGUCCCUUGGCUUGUAAGUGCUGAGAAAAAUUUCAAAUGGGUAAACAAAAGAUAUCUCUUUCCCUCCUGCAUUUUUUUUUUUUACUUUUCACAUAGUUAUGUAUAAUGUCAAACUACUGUUGUGUACAUUGAUGUCAGAUGAUGUGUACUACGAUGACAUGUGCACACUGGUACAUGUGUUGCGUACACUAAGCAGAAUGUGAUGUAGGUGUGUAGCUUGCUUGUGUCAGUAGAUAAAAAGGUCUAAAUCAACUCUUGCCACUUUUCACAUUUAACAUUUCAAACUUAUGACAUCAGCGUGACACUCACAUAUAAAUAUGACACUGACGUCACUAGGCCAGUGUUUUAAACAAGUGACUGUCACAUGCCAAAUAGGCCAAUACUCGAUACCUCUAAAAUAAUGUCACAAGAGCCAACCAUUUCCUCCAUAUAUAAUAUAAAGAAUUGUUUUUAUUAUUUCUAAAAAUCUAAAAUAAAAUUUAGAAAAUAAAAUGUUUUUAUAUUAUUCAAAACAACUUGUAGAUGUAUAAUUCACUAUUAUUUAUUUGAAAAAGAUUUUGCUUGAAUGAAAUCCAUUUUUACAAAAAUUCCAUAUUGAACAAAAACAAUAUCCCAUGAUGCAACUGUAACAUUUGUAUUUUAAAGUUUCCUGUCCUGUUUUUGAAGCUCAAAAACUUGUUUGUCCAGAUCUUUUUUCUACUGGUUGCCAUUUUAAAAAUGUAACAGUCAACAAUUUCAGUUGUGUAAAUAGCGUCAAUUGUGUACAUAGCUAAUGGCUUGCUUUUAUGUAACUAUUGUAUAAUAAAUAAUUUAUUCAACAUAGUCUUACUGUGACUUAAAUCUUUAAAAAAAAGUCAUAAUUCAAAUACAUUUAUAAUUUUGGUACAUUUAUAAUUAAUUUUGGUAUGGUUAAAGUUUUUAGUGAAUUCAUUAUUUAGGUCAGUUCAUUAGCCUAUAGAAAAAUGCACUGUUUUUAUUUUGGUUUAGUUAGAUAAAAUGUUUUGUUGUCUCAUUAUCUUAAAUGUGAGGUCAUAUAACAGUUUAGGUAUAGAGAGUAUCAUUCAUCUAUAGAAUACAUUUUACCAUAGUUAUGCUAGCAUUUCACUUCAUUGAAAUUCUUCUUGCUCCCAUAAUGAAGCAGGCAUUCUUAAACUGCAGACAUUUUAUUAUUGCAUUGCAGCAGACAUUAAUGUUCUGAAGACAAAUUUGAUCUGCACCAUCAUACCAAGAAGACGUCAAGAAAAUCAGACAUGAUGUAGUUUAGCUAGGGUCAAAGUUUGACCAACUGGCCAGUCAUAACAUCUUGCCAUUGGUGUUAAGCUGUGGGGGGCUUCACCUCAUGAUCUUGUUCAAUUUUCCUACUUUUGGUUUCACAAUGUGCAACGUUAGAGAGCUUACCUUAGGCUGUAGAAGACAGGUGCAUCUAAUGCUAGUAUAAACAGGUGUGUCUAAGGUUCUUAGACAGGUGUGUCUAAUGCAUAGGGGUGGUGUGUCUCAGACUAGCAUAGCCAGUUUAUUGCCAGUUAAGAAGGUGUGUCUAAGACUACUAUAGACAAAUGUGUCUAUUGCUAGAAUAGGCAGGUUUGUCUAAGGGUAGCCUAGACAGAUGUGUCUAAGGCUAACAUAGAGAGAUAUGUCUAACUCAAUCUAAGACUACCAUAGACAAAUGUGUCUAUUGCUAGAAUAGGCAGGUUUGUCUAAGGGUAGCCUAGACAGAUGUGUCUAAGGCUAACAUAGACAAAUGUGUCUAUUGCUAGAAUAGGCAGGUUUGUCUAAGGGUAGCCUAGACAGAUGUGUCUAAGGCUAACAUAGAGAGAUAUGUCUAACUAAGGCUAGCAUAGACAAAGGUGUGUCUUGUUUGGUUCAACCUUGUACAGUCUCCAUCUGUUGAUUCAUGUCAUGUGCGUUUAUCAAUGUAUUGAUUCAAUAAAUAAAGCCAUUGUUACAUUU